Molecule: messenger RNA, 1005 nt
Organism: Orcinus orca (killer whale)
Lineage: Eukaryota; Metazoa; Chordata; Mammalia; Artiodactyla; Delphinidae
Gene: CTBS
Product: chitobiase
Exons: 7
Coding region: 1-1005 (334 amino acids)
Biological process (GO): chitin catabolic process; carbohydrate metabolic process
Cellular component (GO): extracellular region
Molecular function (GO): chitinase activity; chitin binding
Source: RefSeq, a predicted model, not a curated record
AUGGCCUGGCCGCAGCUCCGGUGCUGCCGCCUCGUUCCCUCGCUGCACGGGGCCCUGGGGCUGGCUCCUCUGCUGCUGCCGCUGCUCCUGGCGCUGCGCGUCGGGCUCGGGGCCGACUGCCAGUGCCAGGCCCCAGCGCUGUGCCGAACCAUCACCCAUCGCUCAUCGCCCCGACUUCGAGGAGAUGUAUCCAUAAGGGAUAUCAUUAAUGCUACUUUAAGAGCAUCCUGGUUAGCUCAACAAGUUAAGCUGGCCAAAACACAAUAUAUGGAUGGAAUUAAUCUAAGAUUAAUUAAUGGACAAGAAGUUGCUCAUUCAUCACAUGAAUAUUAUGCGUUAACUGCUUUAGUCAAAGAAACUGCAGACUCUUUCCAUCGUGAAAUUGAGGGAUCACAGGUAACAUUUGAUGUAUCUUGGUCUCCAAACUGCUUAGGUAGGAGGUGCUAUAAUUAUACUGGAAUUGCAGAUGCUUGUGACUUUCUCUUUGUGAUGUCUUAUGGUGAACGAAGUCUGGUCUGGUCACAAUGUAUUGCAGGAGCCAAUUCUCCCUAUACUAAGACAUUAACUGGAUAUGAUGACUACAUCAAGAUAGGCAUUAACCCUAAGAAACUUGUAAUGGGUAUUCCCUGGUAUGGUUAUGAUUAUACCUGCCAAAAUCUAUCAGUGAAUCAUGUUUGUACCACUGCAAAAUACCCUUGUAAAGAUGCUGUAUACCGUCAGGUGGCCUAUCAAAUGAUCAUGAAGCAAGUAAAUAGUUCUACUUCUGGAAGACUGUGGGCUAAAAUUCAGCAGUCUCCUUAUUAUCACUAUCAAGAUCAGGCUGGGCAUUUUCAUCAAGUGUGGUAUGAUGACCCUCAGAGCAUUUCUCUAAAGGCAGCAUAUGUACAAAACCGUGGCUUACUCGGCAUUGGCAUGUGGCAUGCAAACUGUCUUGACUACUCUGGAGAUGCUAUAGACAAACAGCAAACUGAAGAAAUGUGGAAAGCUUUAAAACCAAAGCUGUGA